UUUGUCAGCUUGGUCUGUCCCGAGAAUCUCGCAGUGUGUACGCGCGGAUAGGCUUCAGUUCUUUUAACCAAGUCAUUUAGUUAUUUGUGAUUUGCUUCUUCUAUUCAAGUCUUUAGGUUUAUGUGCAGAAUCAUGUCGGUGGCUUUUGCGGCUCCAAGGCAGCGGGGGAAGGGCGAGAUCACGCCAGCCGCCAUACAGAAGAUGUUGGAUGAAAAUAAUCAUUUAAUACAGUGUAUAAUGGAUUACCAGAACAAAGGAAAAACCUCUGAAUGUUCACAGUAUCAACAGAUGUUACACACAAACCUGGUUUACUUGGCCACAAUAGCCGACUCCAAUCAAAAUAUGCAGCCUUUAUUACCAGCACUACCCACACAGAAUAUGCCUAUGGGUCCGGCAGGUAUGAACCAGAGCGGCCCUCCGCAAGCUCCUCGAGCUCACAACAUGCCUUCGGAAGGGAUGGUAGGAGGGGGUCCGUCUGCACCACACAUGCAGAGCCAGAUGAACGGCCAGAUGCCUGGACCAAACCACAUUCCUAUGCAAGGGCCUGGACCAAAUCAACACAGUAUGACAAACAGCUCAAUGCCCAUACCACCUAAUAAUCAUGGCUCAAUGGGAGGCUACAACCACUCAGUACCAUCUUCCCAGAAUAUGCCAGUCCAGAACCAAAUGACCAUGAGUCAAGGCCAGUCAAUGGGCAAUUAUGGGCCAAGGCCUAGUAUGAACAUGCAGCCAAAUCAAGGUCCAAUAAUGCACCAACAGCCUCCAUCACAGCAAUAUAACAUGCCUCAAGGUGCUGGACCACAUUACCAGGGACAACAGCCACCGAUGGCAAUGAUGGGGCAAGUGAAUCAAGGAAAUCACAUGAUGGCUCAAAGACAAAUUCCUCCAUACAGACCACCACAGCAAGGUCCACCCCAGCAGUACUCUGGCCAAGAUGACUAUUAUGGUGAGCAGUACAGUCAUGGUGGGCAAGGUCCUCCAGAAGGCAUGAAUCAGCAGUACUACCCUGAUGGUCAUAAUGAUUACGGUUAUCAGCAACCGUCGUAUCCUGAACAAGGCUACGAUAGGCCUUAUGAGGAUUCCUCACAACAUUACUACGAAGGAGGAAAUGCACAGUAUGGUCAGCAGCAAGAAACUUAUCAGGGUCCUCCACAGCAGCAAGCGUACCCACCACAACAGCAACAAUACAGUGGUCAACAAGGAUAUCCAAGUCAACAGCAAGGUUAUGGCCCUUCUCAGAGUGGUCCAGGGCCUCAAUACCCAAACUACCCACAGGGACAGGGUCAGCAGUAUGUGCAGUACAGACCUACACAGCCAGGACCUCCACAGCCGCAACAACAGAGACCUUAUGGAUAUGAUCAGGGUCAGUACGGAAACUACCAACAGUGAGGAGCAUAUGCAUUCCUGUAGCCGAUUCCUGUAGCUUGUUAUAUUGUUUCCCGGGACAUGCUGGAAAGAGCCUGCUCGUGUUAUAUUCAUUUCACACUUUGAAAACCAUGUGACUUAAACGAACACUUUGGCUGUUCACACAGCUUUAGUUAAAGGAUGCAUUUAUUGACACGCCAAUGCUUAUUCACAUCUUAUACUCUAGAUGGCACUGUUGCAUUAAUAACUAGCAUGACAAUGCUACGCUUUGGAAGUAGACAAUUACAUCAUGAACAGUUUGGCCUUUCAUUAAAGGUUUAGAAUGUAUUUUUUUUUUUUCUGACCAAGGUAGUAAUGAAAAGGAUUUUAUUGUAAGUGAAAUAUGCAAGCCCUAAUGACAGAGUCAACGUUUAUCCAGUUGAUGAUGAACCUCCCUGUUUCUCCAAUCUGAUUAUCAUUGAAAGAAAUAAAACAAAAUUCACUUUG
This is a messenger RNA of Spea bombifrons (plains spadefoot toad), 1851 nucleotides long. It is a transcript of the gene SS18, whose product is annotated as SS18 subunit of BAF chromatin remodeling complex. The record is from RefSeq and is a predicted model, not a curated record. Gene Ontology annotation, cellular component: nucleus. Gene Ontology annotation, molecular function: transcription coactivator activity. The transcript is spliced from 11 exons. Bases 121 to 1389 code for a protein of 422 amino acids. Lineage: Eukaryota; Metazoa; Chordata; Amphibia; Anura; Pelobatidae. Gene Ontology annotation, biological process: positive regulation of transcription by RNA polymerase II.